UCUCUCUCCGUCCGUACCUCUAUUCCUGCUCCACUAGCCCAAUCAUGGACCUCGCAGCGAGGUGUGCGUUCCUGCUCUCCAGCUUCGCCGUGCUCGCAGCGCUCGAUCUGGACGCGGUCGACCCCGACUACUACGUGGAGACCGGCAGCCCGUCAGAUGCGAUCGACUACAAGGAUCCCUGCAAAGCCGUUGCUUAUCUGGGAGAUAUUGCACUGGAUGAGGAAGACCUGCGGAUGUUUAAAGUGGAUCGCAUUGUGAAUUUAGCAGAGAGAACGGUCACAGUUCUGAACCACACAGAUGCUGGUUCACUUUCCAAUGAGACGAGUACAAACAAUACGGCGUCCCAUCGCAGGAAGAGGGCAGCGACGUCGAGACCUGAGCGAAUUUGGCCCGAGGGCGUCAUUCCUUACGUCAUCAGCGGGAACUUCAGCGGUAGCCAGAGAGCCAUAUUCAGACAGGCCAUGAGACACUGGGAAAAACACACAUGUGUGACGUUCAUCGAGAGAACGACAGAAGAGAGCUACAUCGUCUUCACCUACCGGCCGUGUGGGUGCUGUUCGUUUGUGGGCCGGAGAGGAGGGGUUCCGCAGGCCAUAUCCAUCGGGAAGAACUGUGAUAAGUUUGGGAUCGUGGUCCAUGAGCUGGGUCACGUGAUCGGAUUCUGGCAUGAGCACACGCGACCCGACAGAGACGAUCAUGUCAGAAUCAUACAGGAAAACAUUCAGCCAGGACAGGAGUACAACUUCUUAGAGAUGGAGCCUGGUCAAGUGGACUCACUCGGAGAGGUCUAUGACUUCGACAGCAUCAUGCACUAUGCAAGAAACACUUUCUCCAGAGGGAUAUUUUUGGACACCAUUCUGCCACGAUAUGACGUGAACGGAGUUCGGCCGCCCAUCGGUCAGAGGACCAGGCUGAGCAAAGGAGACAUCUCACAGGCACGCAAACUUUACAAGUGUCCAAAAUGUGGAGACAGUUUGCAGGAGAGCAGUGGAAACUUCUCUUCACCUGGUUUUCCCAAUGGUUAUUCAGCAUAUAUGCACUGCAUAUGGAGAAUUUCAGUCACACCGGGAGAAAAGAUCAUUCUGAACUUUACAUCUAUGGAUUUGUACCGGAGUCAUUUGUGCUGGUAUGAUCACGUGGAGAUCAGAGAUGGAUAUUGGAGGAAAGCGCCACUGAAAGGUCGAUUCUGUGGGGAUAAAUUACCUGAGCCGAUCGUCUCUACAGACAGUCGUCUUUGGAUUGAGUUUCGCAGCAGCAGCAACUGGGUGGGAAAGGGCUUCUCUGCUGUUUACGAAGCUAUUUGCGGUGGAGAGGUGAAGAAAGACAAUGGACAGAUUCAGUCUCCGAACUACCCAGACGACUACAGACCUAACAAAGUGUGUGUGUGGAAGAUCACUGUGGCUCAGGGUUACCACGUAGGCCUUACCUUCCAGUCUUUUGAGAUCGAGAGGCACGAUAACUGUGCGUAUGACUACCUGGAGGUUCGAGAUGGGAACUCCGAAAGCAGCCCGCUGUUGGGUAGAUUCUGUGGUUAUGACAAACCCGACGAUAUUAAAUCCAGUUCCAACCAGCUCUGGAUGAGGUUCGUGUCUGACGGUUCUGUCAACAAGGCCGGGUUUGCUGCUAAUUUCUUCAAAGAAAUGGACGAGUGCUCCAGACCCGACAACGGUCGCUGUGAGCAGCGCUGUGUCAACACCCUCGGUAGUUACAAGUGUGCCUGUGACCCUGGGUACGAGCUGGCGGCGGACAAGCGGAGUUGCGAGGCUGCCUGUGGUGGUUUCAUCACCAAGCUGAACGGGUCCAUCACCAGUCCAGGCUGGCCCAAAGAGUAUCCUCCCAACAAGAACUGCAUCUGGCAGCUGGUGGCGCCCACGCAGUACCGCAUCACGCUGCUCUUCGACGUCUUCGAGACGGAGGGGAACGAUGUUUGUAAAUAUGACUUUGUUGAGGUGAGAAGCGGUCUGUCGGCCGACUCCAGACUGCACGGGAAGUUCUGCGGAGCGGAGAAACCGGAGGCCAUCACCUCUCAGUACAACAACAUGCGCAUUGAGUUUAAAUCUGACAACACCGUCUCCAAGAAGGGCUUUAAGGCCCAGUUCUUCUCAGAUAAAGACGAGUGCUCUAAGGAGAACGGCGGAUGUCAGCAUGAAUGUGUGAACACCUUUGGCAGCUACAGUUGUCAGUGCAGAAGUGGCUUCGUUCUGCAUGAAAACAAACAUGACUGCAAGGAAGCCGGCUGUGAUCACGUUGUGAACAGCGUGAGCGGGACCAUCACCAGCCCCAACUGGCCAGAUAAAUACCCCAGCAAGAAGGCCUGCACCUGGGCCCUCUCCACCACCCCGGGACAUCGGAUCAAAAUAGCUUUCAAUGAAAUCGACAUGGAGCCUCAUCUGGAAUGCGCUUAUGACCACAUUGAGAUUUACGACGGUCGGGAUGGCAAGGCACCCAGCCUCGGGCGAUACUGCGGCACCAAGAAACCUCAACCGAUCAUAUCCACCAGCAACAAGAUGUUCAUUCGCUUCUUCUCUGAUAACUCGGUGCACAAGAAAGGCUUCGAGGCUUCCCAUACUGCAGAGUGCGGAGGGCAGCUGAAAGCGGAGGUGAAAACUAAAGACCUAUACUCUCAUGCCCAGUUUGGUGAUAAUAACUACCCCGGGGCGUCAGACUGCCAGUGGGUGAUCACAGCAGAGAAGGGCUACGGCGUGGAGCUCAUCUUCCAGACCUUCGAAAUCGAGGAGGAGGCCGACUGUGGCUAUGAUUACAUGGAGCUGUUUGACGGGGCGGACACCAAAUCACCCAGACUAGGCCGUUACUGUGGAUCAGGGCCUCCAGAGGAGAUCUACUCUGCCGGUGACUCUAUCGUCAUCAAAUUCCGGUCAGACGAUACCAUCAAUAAGAAGGGCUUCCACGUGCGUUACACCAGCACCAAGUUUCAGGACACACUCCACUCCCGUAAGAAGUGACCCCUAGUGGCCGGGAGGGGCCGUGCAGGGCCUAGGGGGAAGCGAAAGGGCCCCAGGGGGAGGGCCUUGCCCCUCGCUCGGAGCCCCCCGGCCACCAAGAACACCCAGACUCGACGGACCAGCCGCAAGAACGCCAACCGCACCUCAGUAGUUCACAGGGGUUCUGGCAUCCCCUACUGACUGUGAGGAGUAAAGCCAUUCCGCAGUAGACCUUGUUUUUACCUUUUUUUUUUAUUAUUACAUUUGGGGUAAGAUGUGGAGGGCGGUGGGGGCGGGGUUGGGUAGGGGUGGAAUGUAUUCAGUUGCUGGAUACCAAUAAAGGGGCGAAAUCAAAUGUGGACGUAAUGGCACCAGCAUUUGUAAUAACUCGUUUUUUCCUGGCCAGUAGUCCAGAAGGUUCCCUGCCGAAAUGAUCACUCUCCAGGAGGUUUUCCAGAAUCAGAUAUCAUAUUAAAAGACUAAUAAACAACACGUGGCCCAUGUCUGAUGGCUGUUAAUUGCUUUUGCAUAAAAACAGGAUGCUAUGGUGGAAAAUGCUUAGCUUCUGUUAAGAUUAAGCACACUUUUUUUUCAAGGUCUUGAUAAUUUGGUGUUGUCCUUGUAAUACUCAACAAUCAUGAACAAAUUAGGCACAAUCGCAUGGAAAUUGGCAGGACAUCCCACUGCUUUUUUCUUUAAUCUUCCUUUUCAGGCUCUUUCCUCACAGAAGGUGGUUUUCAAAACGUGACUAGUGUAAGGACCUCAGUCAGGGUAAUCAGUGUAAAAAAACCUCAAAAUUAGACAAAAAAGAGAUAAUUCAGGCAAUAAUUCUGUCAUCAUUUGCUUCAAGUAAAUGACUUGCUUUCUUCUGUGAAACAAAAAUGAAGGCAUUUGGAAGACAGUAUUUGUCCCUACAAUGACCCCAAAACAACUUAAAGUUGGACCCCAUCGACUUUAGUUGUAUGGACCAAAAAAAAAAAUCUCAAAAUGUCUUUCUGUGUGUGUUCCACAGAAGAAAGAAAGUAAAUGAUGCCAAUCUCGUUUUGGUAAAUAACCUCUUCAAGACCUAUAACCUAUUGCGCAAACUAUAACGUUUAAUACGAUCUUGAGUUAAAACCUGAAAGGACAGUACUUUUCAGCAUGGAUGUCCUAUUGCUAGAUAGAUGUUGCUCUUACACCGCUGACUAUGGGAAAACUGUUAAAACUGUAAAAUGUUCACUUGUACCAAUAAUGUACCUCAGCGUAUGGGAGAGCGUUGGGAUGGUGCUAUUUCAAACGAGUCCUUUCAGUCGCUCUUUCUCUGUUGAUAUCCAGUGUCAGCUGAGAAAAGAGCAUGUUUGAUGUCAAAUCUGUGCUGAAUAGCGUGAUCUCCGGGGGUUGAUCAUUUGAUCUAAAGUGUUGGCGCACUCCAUUUCCAGGAUCAUCCCUGUGAAGUGUGCUGCUCCUCACCUCUCUCGCUUUCCGUCUCCUGCAGAACUCCUUCAAAGGCCGUUGACUUGGUCUCCUCUGUCUCAACCGCUCUUUUCAUCACACUCUAUCAUUUCUCACACCUGUUUGCCUUUGUGGAUUUACCUAAAGCUCCUUUAAAUCUCAGGUUCAGGAUAUCUGAUUGUUGCUACCCACUGAAUCAUUCCAAGACACUAGACUUGCGGGUUACUCUUUGACUUGGACGUGUGAAAUCCAGGAAGGCAAAUGAUGAGGAUUAUGGGUUUUAGAGGACACACUUUGGGCUUUUAAAAGGUUUUAGACAAUGCCUUCCACCCGAACCUUGAAUCAGUUCACCUCAAGCCACGAGUGCUGUGACCAAACAAGUUGCUCAGUAUGCGAUCUUGCAAGCUUACCCUCAUACUCAAGAUCGACUAACUUCUAUCCUAGUUCUUCAAAUGGAUUAUAUUUUGUGUGUCUAAGAUACCCAGUUUAGCAUCUCUGUAUUUGAAUAUGCUUCCUAGCAUAGCUUUUUAGAGUAGUGGAGCACUUGUACAUUUUGCUAAUCGAAGCACAUCCUCCUAAGCAUUAUUAAUGUUUUUAAUGCCCAUGUUAUUUCUUGUUAGAAAUAGUGUUUUGUGGGCGAAUGCGGGCUUCAAAUGAUCUGUUUUAGCACAUGUUACCUCAGCAUAAAUAGUGUAUGCUUGAUUUCUUCACCCUGACUGGCCUUCCCACAAAAGACUUGGUACAUGUUUAUGCAUUUUAUCAUAUGUAUGUAUGUAAAUAUGUAUUAAUGUAUUCAAAGUUCACUAAACCAUAGAUAACUUGAUGAGAACUAAGGCUAUGUGUAAUUGCAGACAAAAGAUGCAAUUUAUUUAUAUUGUAUAGCUAAUUUUCACCUAUGUAUUGCAAAUAGUGUUAACAAGUGCUUCUAUUUCAUAAAAUGUUAUUUUCAUUUUGAAA
Puntigrus tetrazona (Sumatra barb) is the source of this 5330-nucleotide messenger RNA. It is a transcript of the gene bmp1a, whose product is annotated as bone morphogenetic protein 1a. NCBI's taxonomy places the organism in Eukaryota, Metazoa, Chordata, Actinopteri, Cypriniformes, Cyprinidae. Gene Ontology annotation, biological process: proteolysis. The transcript has 20 exons. The coding region runs from base 45 to 2963 and encodes 972 amino acids. The record is from RefSeq and is a predicted model, not a curated record. Gene Ontology annotation, molecular function: calcium ion binding; zinc ion binding; serine-type endopeptidase activity.